Messenger RNA from Drosophila guanche, 3146 nucleotides. RefSeq names its product transmembrane protein 198. Lineage: Eukaryota; Metazoa; Arthropoda; Insecta; Diptera; Drosophilidae. The coding region runs from base 714 to 1865 and encodes 383 amino acids. Gene Ontology annotation, cellular component: plasma membrane. The record is from RefSeq and is a predicted model, not a curated record. The transcript is spliced from 5 exons.
UGGCUUUCAGCUGUUUAAGGGUUGUUUUGUUUACGCAAGUCGUUCUCUAUCGUUCCUUUUCUAACCGACAGUGCCCUGCGCCUUUGGUCGUGCUCUAUCCAUCCCUGUCUUGCACCGCUCUGCUCUAUUGAUGCGCCGUUGUUGGCGCCCGCAGGAGUGUGUGUUUUGUUGUACCACAAGCGAGUUCGUCUUGGCCCCGAUUGUAGCAGAAUACACGUCCAUGCUCCAACGCCACCAGCCACCAGCCACCAGCCAUCCGCUGCAAAUAUGUGUACACAAAAUAAUAAAAUUGCAACGCAUCAAAUAUUAAAAUUAAGUGGUUAAACAAACCGAACCGUAUAUUUGCCUAACCUCACAGCCUUGCCACCAUGAACGGAUGAAUAAUUACAAGUGAAACAAAGCAAAGGCUUCUACAUUCGAUUGAGGACAGACUGCGAGAUGCGAGGACGGUAAGAGAGUGCUCCGCCCUAUUUUGAGGCUUGUUGCAGGAGGCUUGACACACAAAGCGGAGUGUUUUGCGGCAGAAGUGAGGGAUGCGAGGCGAGGCUGAAGUUGGUACAAUGUACGGCUCAGUGCUGGAAUGCGUGGCAGAGUGAACAACAAAUAUCUGGACUGGACUCUACAUAGCCAUCCAACUCGACUUCCAGUUUUGCAUUUCUUCUUUAAAAACAAAAGGAACACAGAAAAGAUCCAAAACGCAUUCUGCCGCCGGAAUGAGGGUGGGGGCGGAUGUGGUCUACGAUGGCCACGACUAUGGCAGUGAUGAAGCCAUGGGCAGUCCCCUGGACUGGCCAUUUCUGAUAAAGGGCAUCUUGGAGAACCAGACAUGUACCCCAACCGCACCGGAUACCCUGGCAGCCAUACUUUGGGCCAUAUUCGCGGUUUUCGGUAUCGUUUACGCCCUGCUCGGCUACCGCUGCCUUCGGGCCGUGGGCUUUCUAAGCGGACUAAUGGUGGGUGCCAAUGGGAUAUUCAUACUCCAGGACUUCCAGAUCACAUUCCUCGGCAAGCCGGCAGACUCGGCAUUGGCCAUUGUGGCCGGACUGCUGGGCGCCGUACUCGGCUCCACAUAUCCGGUUGCCUCGGUACUGAUCAGUGCCUUUGCCGGAGCCCUACUGUCCGGUGCCGCAAUGGCCGUUUGUGUGGCCACAAUGCCGGACAACGAAUUUGGGUACCGUGAAAUAUAUGUGGCCGUUGUGGGUGGCGCUGUUAUCUGCUCGGUGCUCACUCUGUGCUGUGUCAAAUACGUUACUAUACUCACCUCCAGCAUUGUGGGCACGGCCAUGAUCAUUGGAGCCAUCGACUUCUUCAUGCACGGCCUGGAGACGAUAAACUGGAUACUCAACAUGAGGCCGCAUCCAUUGCCGCCGCCGUGCUAUGGCGGCCUCUUGAUUGCCGCCUGGCCCGUGACCAUCGUGCUCAGCAUCAUGGUGCAGUGCUUCAUAACCGCCUGGCGGGUGGAUCAUCGCAAGCGUGUAUACAUGCGGCACCACAAUCAUCCCAACCAUCCCCAUGCUACGCACUUGCCGCACAGCCAGCAGCAGGCCGGACCGGGCCACGCCCAUGCACCCGUAAGACGCUCACAGUCGCGCACUCGCGAGACUCGCGAGGAGGCCAGACAGCGCAAGUUCCGCUACCUGUACCAGGUGCGAACGGCACGUGGCGACAUCAUAUCACAGAACUUUGUGUCAGCCCUGCAGAAGCGCAUUCAGCUAAGUGGCACAGAUACGCCAUCGGAGCGGUCGAUCAAGACCAGCUCGAACGAGCGGAACACCUUCAGAAGCGACCGCACCCACUUCACCACCAUCCACGACCCGGACUCGGAGCUGUGCGAUAAGAUCGAAAUUGUCCGUGACAUUGGAUAACAAACAAGCAAUAGCUACAUGUAACUAUACCCGUAAGGGGGGACUACGGGACUACUGUGGUACUCUGAAAAGGCUUGGACACGGGUCGGGGGAUAUAUCGACGGGGAUCGGCGGAGCGAGCGAGCGAAUUGAGGUCUAGCUGGAACAGCUGGAGAGUACGGUACACAGAAGUGCGGUUACAUGUUGAGGCUAUAUUUCGGGCGCAAAAUGCCUUACACUUGGACACGGAUAUGGAAGCACAAGCCAUAAUGGAGUUGUUAUAGAGGCUCCAUGAAUACACAUGGAAUAUUAACUGAUCUUAAAGACAUUUGAAAUGGUAAACAAUGGCAGUUCAGAGCAGAGAUGGGGGUGCUCCACUUGUUCGUGCACAGCUAGAAUCUAAGCCCAAAAUCCAUACGAUAAGUCUCAAAUGAGUCUAAUCUCUUAAUGAAAUGUUACAACGGAACGUACAUAUAUCUGUGGCAUGUAUGUAAUUCGAUUGAAAUGAAUGAGGAAGGAACGCAUUUAGUGUCUGCAAUAAGUUGACUUCUGCGGCGAGUGAUGAGUGUGAUUCACGAUGAGUCAUAGGUAUUUCGUAUUCCUGGAACUAAAACUAACUUAACUAACAACCAAAACAAAAACUAGUUACGCUUCUCCUUCUUCAAAUAUCGCAAUUUACUAUUCAGUUAAUAUCUGUGUUAAUAUUUAUACGAUACGAUAAACCGAGUUACGAGUUGGAGAUAUUUAUAUAUCAAGAUUGUGGCAUUUCGUUCCAUUUUAACUAUCAAAUAGUCCUAAGAACAUGUUUAAAACUCCUUCAAAAUAAAUAACAAGAACAAAGUGAAGCCAAGCACAGCAGAUAAUAAAAAAGAAAACAAACUAAAUACAAUUUAUAUAAAUAUAUAAUAAAAUACCUAUUAAGUACAAUAAAACAAAAAACAGUGAAGGGAAAUAUGUAAUAGGCUUAAGCACAUGUCCUUGUAUUACACUAUACACCAUAUACUAUGUACGAUUACACUGUCCUGUGUAGGCAGCUGCAUUUGGAUUUUAGACCUGUACAGCUGAACGAAAAUAUAUCCACUUAGAGUUAAGUUCAUAUGUAGCUUUAGCAAUUGAAUAAGCCAAAGUGAAGAAGACAUUUGGAUUGAUUGAUCGUAUGUGAAAGCGGGGAAAAAACGAAAACCCCAUUGAGAUAAACCCAGUACAGAGCCACUCGUUCAGCCGUCUUAGCAUUAGCCAUAGGGAUAAUAUUACCUAUAUUAUUAUGAUCUAAGAUCCUUUCAAAACUGCGGUACAAACUAA